AUGAAUGUUAUCAAACUCCAAAGGAAAUAUCCCCAGUUCCAGCAGUCCGAAAUAUUCUCCCUCCAGGAUGCUUUCCGACGUCUAGACGUGGAUGAUAAGGGCUACCUUGAUGAAGCGACAGCUAUCAAGGCCACCCAGCAGUCCGAAAGACAGCCAUAUGACGUUGUUCGCCAAGCGCUAAAGCAGGUCGAGCUCGACAGCUCCAGGCGUGUUGAGCUGGAGGACUACGUUGAUUUGAUAGCAAAACUUCGAGAUACUUCAUCUGCCCAAAACCAGCCUGCUGCUGGGCCAAUAUCAACUUCCGCAGCACCACCAGGCACGCCAGCGAGCCGCCACGUCUCCAGAGGUAGCGUUGGCGGGAAGAUUCAUGUACAAGGCUCAUCCGCAAAUGUCACUCAUACCAUCAAUGAAGAUGAACGGACAGAGUUCACAAGACAUAUCAACGCUGUUCUUGAUGGAGAUCCAGACAUUGGCCAUCUCCUCCCUUUCCCUACGGACACAUUCGAGAUGUUUGAUGAAUGCAAGGAUGGGCUGGUGCUCGCAAAAUUGAUCAAUGAUUCCGUUCCUGAUACUAUCGAUGAACGAGUGUUAAACCGUACAGGAAAGAAAAUAAAGCAACUAAACGCAUUUCACAUGACUGAGAACAACAAUAUCGUUAUUAAUUCCGCAAAGGGCAUUGGCUGCUCUGUAGUCAAUAUCGGUAGCGGUGAUAUAAUAGAGGUUCGAGAGCAUCUCAUAUUGGGCUUAAUCUGGCAGGUUAUUCGCAGAGGUCUUCUUGGGAAAAUCGACAUCAAACUACACCCAGAACUCUACAGGCUGCUGGAGGAGGAUGAGACCUUGGAGCAGUUUCUUCGGCUUCCACCAGAGCAAAUUCUGCUACGAUGGUUCAAUUAUCACCUGAAGAAUGCGAAAUGGGAUAGAAGAGUCAACAACUUCUCCAACGACGUGAAGGACGGAGAGAACUACACGAUUCUUCUCAAUCAGCUAGCUCCAGAUAUCUGCUCCCGUGCGCCCCUCCAAACCCACGACUUGCUCCAGCGCGCGAAUCAGGUUCUGGAUAAUGCAGACCUGCUCGAAUGUCGCAAGUUUUUGACACCUACCUCAUUGGUGGCAGGCAACCCGAAACUUAACCUUGCAUUCGUUGCGAACCUAUUCAAUACACAUCCGGGCCUAGAUCCUAUUACAGAAGAGGAAAAGCUCGAAGUCGAAGACUUCGAUGCUGAGGGUGAACGUGAAGCACGCGUUUUCACCCUUUGGCUAAAUUCCUUGGAUGUUCAACCAGCCGUCAACUCACUGUUUGAUGACCUUCGUGACGGAACAAUACUUCUCCAGGCCUAUGAUAAAGUUAUCCCUGGAAGCGUCAACUGGAAACAUGUCAACAAGCCUUCAGCUUCCGGUGGCGAACUCAUGCGUUUCAAGGCUGUGGAAAAUACAAACUACGUCAUUGAGCUUGGAAAGCAAAACCAUUUUUCGCUUGUUGGUAUCCAGGGAGCCGAUAUUACCGAUGGGCAGCGAACUCUGACCCUCGGGCUCGUAUGGCAGCUAAUGCGUAAGGAUAUCACCAACACUCUGUCUUCGCUUGCCCGGAAGAUGGGCAAGCGCGAAAUAACUGAUAAUGAGAUGAUUAAAUGGGCGAAUGAAAUGUCGCACAGUGGUGGGAAGAGCUCAACCAUACGCAGUUUCAAGGACCAGUCUAUAGGGUCUGGUAUUUUCCUCCUUGACGUUCUUAAUGGAAUGAAGAGCAGCUAUGUGGAUUACGACCUGGUUACCCCUGGACGCACGGAUGAGGAUGCCUAUGCAAACGCGAAGUUGAGCAUCAGCAUUGCACGAAAGAUGGGCGCGACUAUCUGGCUCGUCCCUGAAGAUAUAUGUCAAGUUCGCUCGCGGCUUGUUACUACUUUUAUUGGUUCUCUGAUGGCUACGUAUGAGAAGAUGUAG
This is a messenger RNA of Paracoccidioides brasiliensis Pb18, 1938 nucleotides long. Its product is annotated as fimbrin. Bases 1 to 1938 code for a protein of 645 amino acids. The record is from RefSeq and is a predicted model, not a curated record. The transcript is spliced from 5 exons. Gene Ontology annotation, cellular component: cytoplasm; actin filament; actin filament bundle. Gene Ontology annotation, molecular function: actin filament binding. Gene Ontology annotation, biological process: actin filament network formation; actin filament bundle assembly.